AUGCGCACUGUAAGCGGCGGAGUUUACUUGAAGCUCAGUGCUUCAAAGCUCAGUUCUGCACGACGACGCUCGAAUGAAAGUCAUCCUUGUCCCACGUCCUUCACGAGUGUAUUCAUUUCGUCACUGCAAUUUUGUCUGGGACUUCUGUUCUCUAAAUCACCAGCUUGGAUAGUCAUAUCCCCCUGGAGCUGUUACGCUUCGCCACAUUUUUACGGUUUAAAAAUUCAUCGGAAUCCCACCAUAACCAACAUGGUUACCGGAACCCAGGAAUUUCGUGCAAAGAUAACAUGGGCUGCCAGUGAUACGGUUAAUGAAUUUACCGCGGGAGCAGUCGGGGGGAUUGCUGGUUUGGUAAUCGGUCACCCUCUGGAUACGCUGAAGAUUCUCAUGCAAAAUUCUACGCAGAAGCCAAGUGCAAUUGAGAUCUUUAAGAAUAUCAGACAGUUUGGUGCAACGAACUUAUUCAGAGGUCUAACGCUACCAUUCUACUCAUAUGCAAUUACCAACGCUGUCACGUUCGGUGUGUACAAGACCACACUGAAAGAGCUAGACCCAACAGGGAAUUCAGUGUUCGCCUGUUUAGCUGCUGGAGCGGCAUCUGGAAUGGCUCAAUUGAUUCCUGCCACGCCGAUAGAACUCAUCAAAAUUCAACAGCAGAAUACAGCAAUCUCCUGUGGACCUAAUCUGAAAAUCAAACACUGCGUUCAGCUGAUUAUCCAACAACGCGGUUUACGUGGACUCUACGUUGGAUUAUCCAUGCAUGCUUUACGUGAUAUUCCGGGACUCACUGUCUACUUCUUCGGUUAUACGACAUUUUUGAGAUACGGCUGUUUAAUUGGCUUGUCUCCUUUCUGGUGUUCGUGCGUAUCAGGUGCUCUCGGCGGCGCACUGUCUUGGUGCGUUUCACUACCGUUUGAUAUUGUUAAAACUCGGAUGCAAUCAGGAGGUCUAAAUACGACGAGGGACGUAGUUCGCGAGCUCGUGAAGGAAAGCGACUAUUCGGUCUUUUUCCGUGGAUUCAAUGUUGCCAUACUGCGAGCGCUUAUGGUGAAUGCCUGUACCUUCACAGUCUAUGAGAUGUCCUACGCUUCGUUGAGCAAAUCCUCCACGGGAAACCGGAUCUGCUGAUCUCGCGAAGCCUCAGCAGCAUCAGUGAAUGAUCACACACAAACACACCAAUCAUUUCAGGUUCCAGAGACAUUUAUUUCCCUAUUCUUGAUAUAGCAUUGUAUUUUCAUUUUUUACAUGUGUUGAAUUUCUUGAACUUCUUUAUUCCAAGUUACUACUUAGUGUUCCUGAGCACACAUUGGUUGUCACAAACCAACAUGAAUAAAAAAUCUAUACACUGUGUCCGUUAGUUCAUCACGACCAGCCGAUUGUAAUGUCACAAAGACUGCAAAACCGUUUUCCUUAAACAUUUUCACAGAUAACACCCAAAUCAUCGUCAACAACAACCUCUUAUUUCUUCCGUGACACGGAAGGUGACAUCUUCACAAACGUUCUCUGCCCUUCAGUUCAUUCCAUGACAGACAGUGGAUCUACACAUUCUGAGGGAAAAUGGCUUUUCAAGGGAACGAUCAGAUUUCACGAAAUCCAGGUUCUUGCCACGGAUUCCGUUGACACUACCGUGUCCAGUCGGCCAGAUUUACUUUUUUCCCUGGUAACUUUUACCUUUGUCCGAUGCGAAGUGUUGGGCCUGACACCGAAAUACUCGCACACUGUUUAGUGAUGCAAGAAGUUUUACAAUUAUUAGUAAUUUGCCAAUAA
Molecule: messenger RNA, 1767 nt
Organism: Opisthorchis viverrini
Lineage: Eukaryota; Metazoa; Platyhelminthes; Trematoda; Opisthorchiida; Opisthorchiidae
Exons: 7
Coding region: 1-1128 (375 amino acids)
Biological process (GO): transport
Molecular function (GO): transmembrane transporter activity
Source: RefSeq, a predicted model, not a curated record